Orbilia oligospora ATCC 24927 is the source of this 357-nucleotide messenger RNA. RefSeq lists its product as uncharacterized. Bases 1 to 357 code for a protein of 118 amino acids. Lineage: Eukaryota; Fungi; Ascomycota; Orbiliomycetes; Orbiliales; Orbiliaceae. The transcript is spliced from 2 exons. The record is from RefSeq and is a predicted model, not a curated record.
AUGACUAGAAACGCAGUUCUGUUUUGGAGACCCACGCCCGCUGCGCCGGAUCCUACCCCGGAACCGGAGGCACAAGAGGAAGAGGGCGGUGUGAGGCUUGAUCAAAAUGAGGAUGAAGAAGGAGAAGAAGAGGGUGGUAUAAGGCUUGCUGAAGAGGGCGGCCAAGCGGCCGACCCUAGGAUUGACCCCUCUGUUAGGGGUGAAAUUAACGUCGGUGAACUCCCCGAGGAGUUCCGCGCACGACUUGACGAGCUCAACCGUCGCAUCGUUCAAAUGUUGGAACAAACGGAGCUUACCCGUUUGGAAAGGAUGAGGGCCUUGAUUGCGAGGGCCGCUGCUCGAGAAGGGGGAGAGUAG